CAAGUAAAAAUCAGACAGCGAUACUUUUUAGCAACUGGGGUUCAUUAACACUUAUUGGGCAAUUAUAUUUUACCGAUGUAAGGGUAUUAUUUAUAUUAUCAACAAUUCUUCUUGCAAAUCAUUUACAUUCUCUACAGCGUUUGCCAGUAGUAGCUGAGUUAGAGGAAAAUAACUAUCAUCUUCGAGAUGCAUUACAGACAGAAAUAGAAAAUAAUCACCUAAAUGAGAAAUGGUUCAAUCAACUGAAAUGUGAAUAUAAGCAGGAAAUCCAAAAUCUCAAUAAAGAGAUAGCAGAGCUAAGAUCUGAAAUCUCCAGUCUAAAAAGUCAGCUAUAUCAAGCUAAGAAAGAUGUGCGAGAUAAGGAAUAA
Funneliformis geosporum is the source of this 368-nucleotide messenger RNA. Lineage: Eukaryota; Fungi; Glomeromycota; Glomeromycetes; Glomerales; Glomeraceae. The record is from the annotation of a GenBank genome assembly.